Metopolophium dirhodum (rose-grain aphid) is the source of this 1014-nucleotide messenger RNA. RefSeq lists its product as uncharacterized. The record is from RefSeq and is a predicted model, not a curated record. Lineage: Eukaryota; Metazoa; Arthropoda; Insecta; Hemiptera; Aphididae. The coding region runs from base 217 to 1014 and encodes 265 amino acids. The transcript is spliced from 8 exons. Gene Ontology annotation, molecular function: protein binding.
CAUCGAUCGACUAUUCGACUAUUAUACAGUUCAUAAUUCAUGAAGUUCAUAUUUUAAUCAUUACGAUUUAAAAUAGGUUACCAGUGUUAAUGAUCAUAAUAUAAUAUCCAUCAUAUUAUAGUUAAUGCUCCGACAGUUUUACUCAAACGUACAGUGUUUAAAAAUUAUUAUUUAGAGACAAGAUUAUAAUAUUACAGUCUACAGACAUCAAACGACAUGGAUGAUUUCACGAAAAAAUGGUUACUUAAUAUUGGAUUUAAACAUUUGAUCAGUACAUUUGAAGAAGAAGACAUUGAUAAAAAAGCCUUAUUUUUGUUGACUGAAUCAAUGUUAGUAAACUUAGUUUCAAAAAUGGGACAAAGGGCCAAUUUUAUAAAUGAAUUGGAAAAAUUGAAAAAUCCUAUUGAAAUUAUUCAAAUUGAAAAAGAGUCACAAUUUACAUUGUUAAUGAAUGUGGAUGCUGUUGUAGAUGAAAGAGAUAUAUCAUACAAUGUUGCCGGACCUUCUAAAAAUAAGACAUCUGAUCCUGUAAAGAUCAUCACUAAAAGAAAUUCAGACAAUUUAAAUCCUAACAAAAAAAUAAAAUGUACUAUUUUUGACAAUUUAUCAGAGAAUGAAAACUCUAAUAGUGAUAAUUGUAGUGAUCUAAUUGUAGAGGAAAUUUCCAGUGAAAUCAAUUCCAGUAAAGGUAUAAAUCCUAACAAAAAUAUAAAAAGUACUAUUUUUGACAAUUUAUCAGUGAUUGAAGCCUCUAAUAGCGAUAAUUGUAGUGAUCUGACUAUAGAGGAAAAUUCCAGUAAAAUCAAUUCCACUAAAGAUAAUUUUAUCAAACACAUAUUAAAAAAAUACCAAGAUGGUGUUAUUAUACUACAGUAUUAUGCUUCAAAUGGGACAUUAUGCCAAAAAAUGAGAAAUCGGCUUUGUGGAGUAGUGAUAAAAGAUGCUAUAUACAAUACAGAAGGUGCAAAUAAAAUUAACAGGUCUCAAUUUUCCAAAAUUGCAAAAUUAGCUUAA